AACGGAGGAGUUUACACUGAUCUGUUUUCACAUUACAUGGUUAGAAAACAUUAUAAGGAAGAUACUGGCAAAUCAGAAUGGUCGGUUCUGGUCGGAGAAAGGAGGAUGAGCUGGCGGCUAUCGAGGAGAGUCAGCUGGAAUCAGACAGGGGGCAGUGGUCUAACCGGGCGGAGUUUCUCCUUUCGUGUAUUGGACUGUCCGUGGGACUGGGCAACGUGUGGAGGUUCCCAGUUCUGGCUUAUGAAAAUGGCGGAGCCGCCUUCCUGAUCCCUUACAUUGUUCUACAGUUAUUGGUCGGCAAACCCAUGUACUUCAUGGAAUUGUCCAUGGGACAGUUCUCCAACCUCGGCCCCACGGGCGUCUGGCGGAUGAACCCCAUGGCGAAAGGUGUUGGUGUUUCCAUGGCAUUGAUUUCCUUGAUAGUUGCCAUCUACUAUAAUGUAAUAAUGGCCUACACACUGUAUUACUUUUUCGCUAGCAUGCAGACGAAUCUUCCAUGGACAACAUGCUCUGAUAAUUGGCUGUCUCGGAACUGCGUGGUCCGAUCGGGUGAGAUGACUUCCGGUCUGAUGCCUUGCAUGGAUGACGACCCUUUUGUCAACUAUCACAUGUGUGUCUGCGACGAAAAGAACGCCACGCUGAAUUACAAUCUCACACAGCAUUGUUUCUUUGGAUAUGAAACUGUAAUUGAUCUUGUACCGUUUAAUAAGUCCAAACACAACCUAACAGAUGUUGUUAUGGUCAAUAACAGUCAGUUCAUCCAGCAGGAUCGAGAGGUGGUGAACACAAACUGCUCACAGUGGUGUGUGAAGAGAUCGUCUACAAGAACAGCAGCUGAUAUCUACUUCUAUGAUGAAGUGAUCAAACUGUCAGACGGCAUACACAACCUAGGAACCCCCAUCUGGUAUUUGACACUCUGUCUUAUUCUCUCUUGGCUCGUCGUAGUUCUUUGUCUCAUCAAAGGUAUCAAAUCAUCAGGCAAGGUGGUAUAUUUCACUGCGACCUUCCCUUAUAUCAUUUUGCUGAUCCUGCUGAUACGCGGAGCCACCCUGGAUGGAUCGCGGGAAGGUGUUCUCUACUUCCUUGUGCCAGAGUGGAACAAGCUGUUGGAUCUGGAGGUCUGGAGAAAUGCAGCCUCUCAGAUGUUUUUCUCGCUCGGUGUCUCUUUUGGUGGCAUCAUCAUGUUCGGAAGUUACAACAAGUUCAGAAACAAUGUUUAUAUCGACUCUCUGAUCAUCAGCGUCAUGGAUAUUCUCACUAGUUUCAUCGCUGGCUUCGUCAUAUUUACAACUCUCGGUGCCAUGUCCAAAGAACUGGACAUCCCCAUCACAGAGGUCGCCAAGAAAGGUUACGGGCUUGCUUUCGUCGCCUACCCAGAAGCCCUUUCUCGACUUCCAGUCCCACAUUUAUGGUCGCUGCUCUUCUUCUUCAUGUUGUUUACUCUUGGACUUGACAGUGAGUUUGGCCUCCUAGAGACAGUGCUGACUUGCCUACAGGACGAGUUUCCCAAACUAAGGCGCUUUAAAUGGAUACUGUGUAUCGGUGUGGGUGCUGGGUGCUUCCUGUUGGCCUUACCAUGUGUCACCAAUGGCGGAGACUACGUUGUGACGUUGAUGGAUUCGUACGGGGCUAGUUUCGCGCUCCUCUUUGUCUCCAGCGCAGAGAUCAUAGCCGUCAUGUGGGUGUACGGAGUGGCACGAUUCUUUGAGGAUAUAAAGCUAACGAUAGGUUAUUCGCCUCACUGCUGGCCAUACUGGAUCUUCUGUUGGUUUUUGGCAGCUCCGAUUCUUAUUGUCCUCCUGUUGCUGUACACUGUGAUAAAAUACACUCCACCGACCUACGGGAGUGGAGAGGCGUUCUCCGUGCUGUCUCAGGUGCUGGGCUGGAUCCUGGCCGCCUUAGUUAUGCUGCCCGUCCCUGCCUGGGCUCUGAUUGUGCUAGCCAGGAACAGAUGGAACGUUUGUGAGGCUGUCCAACCAGACGUCACAUGGGGCCCCGCGUGCGGCUCUGGGAACGUAGAUGGAACACGACUAAGGGAGAUAAAUGAGUCUGGCAGAGAAAACCCAGGCUUUGAUAAAUUCUGAGUGGCAUCAAGCAGCAUUUAUCAACUCUUUUGCGAACAAAUAAUGACAAAUGUUAUGUAUUUUACUAAUAAAUUAACAAAGAUAUGCUCUAAAUAUUUUAACAUUUAUAUUAAUUUACAUAGAAUAUUUUUGACAGCCUGAGGAAUGAUGGCCUGGGGUUUUGGAACUGAAUGUUCUUAAUGAAAACAAAAUAUCGAAAUAUAUUUACAAUUGUUCUUAAUGUUAACAUGAUAUAUUUAGCCAGCAUAAUAUAUGUACACGUGUAUAUCUGAGAUUGCUUUUUUAUUUUAUGAAAAUGACGAUGUACAGUAUUCAGCUGAAAAAAGUCCUAUUUUUAGACGAUAUGUAACGACGUAAAUCACACUUUUGUAGAAUUGCAACUGUUCUCCAC
Messenger RNA from Liolophura sinensis, 2475 nucleotides. Its product is annotated as sodium-dependent proline transporter-like. The coding region runs from base 78 to 2084 and encodes 668 amino acids. The transcript has 15 exons. Gene Ontology annotation, molecular function: amino acid:sodium symporter activity; glycine transmembrane transporter activity. Gene Ontology annotation, cellular component: plasma membrane. Gene Ontology annotation, biological process: amino acid import across plasma membrane; sodium ion transmembrane transport; nitrogen compound transport. NCBI's taxonomy places the organism in Eukaryota, Metazoa, Mollusca, Polyplacophora, Chitonida, Chitonidae. The record is from RefSeq and is a predicted model, not a curated record.